UCGAUUGUUAGAUUCGUUUUGUUCUGUAUGCUGAGUGAAUAAAGUUAAAUUAAGCUUUUCGUUACUAAGCAACACAUUGGAGGAAUGGGAAAUUGGAAUUUUAAACGGAUUACAAGUGCGAGAACAUAAACAAGUUGAAACAAUUGAGGUUGUGAUACAGUCUACACGUUAUAAUACAUAUGCAUUCGUAAAUAUCGUAACAUUGAUGUGGAUCAGAUGUGGACAUCGUGUGUGGAUUGAAUAAGGAGAAUAAGACAUGAACAGCAAAGAGAUUUGUAAAUUAGCUCCGAUCGAAAAAUGCUGCCAAAUUACCGAAACGACUCUACUCCUUCUCGAUGACAUGGCCCUAUUCGCAAUUAUGAAAUAUCUAAACAUUAUCGCUCUAUCACAUCUAUUCGCAACAUGUAAACGUCUGAAAAUCCUCGUCUGUGCGCACGUUCAGAAACAUCACACGAACGUGCAUUGGAUGCGCUAUAUGAAGUCGGAGGUUAACUCGAUCGGACCCAGGGAAUCGGAAGAAGUAUUUAGAAAUUUCGGCAAAUACAUCAGGACAAUCAGAUUGACUUCGUGGUCCAGCUUUGAAUUUUAUGAAAUUUUACUGUUAGUGGCACAGGAAUGCACUCACAUUGAUACGCUUAUUUUGGAAUCGGUACGAAUGAGCCGACCGCAAUUGUUAUGCGAUCCGUUGAUCAAGCUAAUGUUUAAAAAGUUGAAGCGUUUUGUGUUAAGCGGAUGCUAUUGGCAGGGCUGGUGUCCGCUGAAUAAUUUUUUCGGUGACAACGAAACAUUGGAAGAUCUUGCUGUGACAAAUUGUUGUGCAUAUAAUGGACGCAAUUAUCGGUUACAUAUGUCUGGAUUUCGAUCGUUAAAAAAAUUGCGACUGUUGCGUUGUCGAAAUGUUGUGACGGGAAAGGAGCUAGUGGCCUGCUUCGAGAACAAUAACAUCAAAUCCGUUAUGCUGAGCGACAUUGGCAAUGUGCACGUUUUUCUGGAUAAUGUAAUCGAGUGCCUCUCCGACACCGUCGACGAUCUUUCCGUAGAUUUUUGCAACGAAAUUAAUUCUAAUCAACUGUCACGCCUGAAGAAACUGCGAACACUUCGACUCCAUUGCAACACACAUACCGAUAUGGACGAAUUCCUGUCCAACGUCAGUACCGGCAGCGCAAUAGAAGAGCUUUUUAUUGUAAGAGUGUGCAUCUCGAGCCAGACAAUAGAGGCUUUGAAACAGUUCAAGAAUCUGAAAAGAUUAAAAAUGGACCGCAGUUUGAAUUCAGUGCCACGCCAGUUCUUCAGGGCUAUACCAAAAAUUCUACCUCAACUUCAACACUUCGUUUAUACCAACAGUACCAUUAGGGACGAAGACAUUUUGUACAUGUUUAACUUGAUGCCGCAAUUAGCACGACUGUGUUUAUUCGGAUGCAAUUCGCUGGCGACUGAGACUUAUUUGGAAAUGGCUGACAUUCUAGAGAACGAUUGGCAUCGACCGAAAGUUGAGUUCAUACUACCAAAAUUUGAAACCGUAAAAUCCUUGCAAGACGUUAAAAAUAUAAAGAAAAAACUGUGGCUACGAACCGACAUAGCAGUGAUAUGCCCAAGGAGUCUGUGACUCGGGCUGUUUAGU
Molecule: messenger RNA, 1621 nt
Organism: Bradysia coprophila
Lineage: Eukaryota; Metazoa; Arthropoda; Insecta; Diptera; Sciaridae
Source: RefSeq, a predicted model, not a curated record